Trichoplusia ni (cabbage looper) is the source of this 2601-nucleotide messenger RNA. RefSeq lists its product as uncharacterized. The transcript is spliced from 6 exons. Bases 1 to 2439 code for a protein of 812 amino acids. The record is from RefSeq and is a predicted model, not a curated record. Lineage: Eukaryota; Metazoa; Arthropoda; Insecta; Lepidoptera; Noctuidae.
AUGGCGUUCCAAAAAAGUACGUUCGUUUUUUUCUUAAUUUUCGCAAUCGCGUGCAAAGAGGUUGCUGCUUGGACAAUCGAUUUGCCGGAAGUAAGGAGGUUCUUAUUCGAAAAACAUGAGAAAUAUAAAAAGGAAAGUAAGAAUGAAUACCAGGAUUAUGUUAUAAAUAAGGACCAGGAGUUUUAUAGCAAUAUUCAGGGCAACAGCAAGCAUAAUUCAGAGCAUGAUUACGAACACGACCAUGACAAAGAUGAUGAAAAUUAUGCUGACGAAUAUGGCUAUCACAACUACAUGGAAAAGAAAGUGCACAAAAUGGUGCGUGACGGAAGCUCGUAUCUCGAAGGUCUUCGCCGGUCCUUGGAGAAUUACACCGAGUUCUUAGAAAGCUGCAACCGACAGAAUUCCAGUCAAGUAAGUAUUUGGGUAAUAGACAAAAUUAAUAAUCAAUUAAACAGUGAAGGAAAACGUCGUAAGUUAUGUGCAGUUCAAUCAAUCCGCACGAAUUUACUGUUAAUAUUAUUACUGAUCUGUAUUUAUAAUAAAACGUCGAUUGGCUCCCCAUCCAACUCUUCAUGGAGUCCACCUUACUACCCACCAGGAUCCUCUUCCCCAAAUGUCACAGGUCCAACUCCAAUCCUCAACUACCAGAACUUCGAUUCCGUGGACAUUCCUAUGAAAUCCAAGAACUCCCCGGAGAUGCCCACUCCAAGGCCAACCACGAGGCCAAGGACAGGCAGUCGUAUGUCCUGCGACGAGGCCAAUGACGUCAAGGAGCAAGUCAGACGUUACGCGGAAUUGUCUAUGUGGGCGACUAAAAGACUGCAAGAUAUUGCUUAUGCUAAAAAAUAUCAGAAGACUGAUGAAGAAGAAGAGGACGAGUUGAUCCUGAAGCUGGCCUGGUUCCUGGACCGGCUGGCGUACCUCACGGGCUACGAGCCCGACUACAAGACGGAGGAGCCCAGGAGAACCACAAGUAAGAUGACUUACCACGAUUUAUCCAUAUCAAAGACGAAGAGACUGUCGAAUGCCAACCUUUUUCCAUCUUCCCCAGGUACUUCCACUCCUGAACCAACACCGUUCACCCUGGUGCCAGCAUCGGAAGACCAGAAGCAGGAGAUGAUGGACUGCAUCCAGCGGAACUCCUCGGAGCCAGCGACUGUCCGGUGCCGGUAUCCGAACCAGAUACCUGACAUCAUGGCGCAGAUGAUGAGUGGCGGCACAACACAAUCACCGCCGUCCCGACCAUCGCGAUCAAACGGCGUUAUCCCAUUAUCAGAACAAUCCGAACUCUUAAUCACCGCCGACUCAUCACCACUUACUCGAAAAUUAAUCACCAAACGUUCGACCGAAUAUACUACUUACUACUACCCACCAAAACCAUUUCACGAACCGUCAUACCCAGCCCCGAUUGUCAAAAUUAUAAAACAUAGAUUGUCAAAUAUUAAAGCGAUUGUAAAAUCGAUCGUCGAGAAAAGAAUAGCUCACAUCGUUGAAAAGAAUGAAGUCAAAAAACAUUUCGAAAAGCGAUCUAUCGACAACGCGUCGGAAAGCAGUAAUAAUAAUAUUAAACAAAUCAAUGCUGUGAAAAAUGAAAAAUCGGUCAAAAAACUACCCUUAAGUGAACACCCUGUUUUGACACAUUACCCUGUGUCCGAUGUUUCUGUAGUCAAUACGAAAUCGUUUAAAAAACGCUCCGUAGAUCAAAAUAGUUUAACAAACAAUCAUAUUGACCGAUUAACGAAAUUUAAACCUAUUAAAAAAGCAACUAUUUCACAAAAAAAGUUUGAAACUUUACUCAAAGCAAAAAAAGCAUCUCACCAUUCAAAGUAUUUGUCACAAAUAAAAACGAUUAAAAAACGAUUCGUAGAAGAUCCAUUAUCAAAACUAGCUAAUUACUAUUUAAAAUACAAAGUAUGGGACAAUUCUAAUCCAACAACAAAGAAAAUCUCAAAAAAAUCCGAAACAUUUGACGUAAAAAAUAACCUAGAAACGUUGACAAGACACAAGCGUACAUUAUUCAAGAAAAACGUGAUACACGUACACACUAAUAAGCCUGUACGUGUAGGACACCCACACCCACACAUACACAAAAAGGAGCACAAACCAAAAUUACUAUUAACUUUACAAAAACUGCACGAAUUAAAGAAGAAAGCUGAGAAAAAAGUUCAUAAAGUCAUCAAAAGAUCUUUGCAUUACGAAGAUAUGUAUCUCCCGCGUAUUCCGAUGAAUCCACAAGGGGACAUCAGUUAUUACGUCAAGAAUAAAGAAGGCAGAAAUUAUAACCCUAGUUUGGUCCAGGCAGGUCAAGUUAGGCUGGGCUUAGAGCAAAUAUUUCAGACGGGUAAUAUUGAAAUUGUUCACCGGUUCGGCUCUAACUAUAAUCCGCUGAUCCCCGCGCCGUUUUACGCGGGAAUUAUUGCUACGAAUGCUGAUGCUUAGGUACAUAUAUUAUUUAGCAGAAAAAAAUUGAAAAAAAAGGGAAUAAAAAAUUCAUUUUUCGGAAAAUAUGAAUUGAGAAAGUGAGCAUCCGAAAUCCAAGUUAAUUUAUUGUGCAUGAAAACUAAAUUAUUUUUCUUAUCUCAUAUUUAUUUUGAUUUUUAA